Molecule: messenger RNA, 648 nt
Organism: Pseudomassariella vexata
Lineage: Eukaryota; Fungi; Ascomycota; Sordariomycetes; Amphisphaeriales; Pseudomassariaceae
Exons: 1
Source: RefSeq, a predicted model, not a curated record
ACCACGGCAGCAGUCCAAACCCUCAGCGUAUCCAUUUCCCUAGUUGGUGCCGGUGGCAUCGCCACCAUCUCCCUCUUCGACAUCCCCGAGCUGCAAGCCCAACCCGCCUCGCGCUCUCUCCCUUCAACCCGCUGGCUCUUCAGCCGCGGCUCCCACAUCUUCCCCCAAGCCGCCUUCCUCUCCAGCUUCGGCUUCACCUACCUAGCCUACAUGGCCCUGUCACCCGCAUCCAGAGCUCUGUCACAACUCUUCCGCUUCCAAAGCAACAGUCGCAAUGUUACUGCCUACCUCGCCGCGGCUGCGCUGUGCAUGAGCAUCGGCCCUUUCACGAGCUAUGUGAUGAUUCCGACUAACUUCGCGCUCAUAAAGAUGAACGAGGAGAAGGGCGGGGCGCGGAGCGCCGAGAGCUCAGGGCAGAUGCGACACAGUUUUAAGCCGGGAUCCCGUACUGAGCUGGAUUCGGUGAAUGGCACCGGGGAGGCGGCUGAGUUUACGGAUUUGAGUGGACCACAGGAGAGAACACCGUUGGAUACGACGGAGGAGGAGAAUGGGGAGUCGAGGAAACUGUUGGGGAAGUUCGCGAGGUUGAACGCCGUGAGGGCGGUCUUACUUGGUGCCGGUGGCAUUUUGGGGCUUGUCACUGCUUUG